AUGACCGCGAGCCUCCUCACGCCCUCCACUUCGCUCCCCUCCUCACGCCCUCCCCUUCGCUCCCCUCCUCACGCCCUCCCCUUCGCUCCCCUCCUCACGCCCUCCCCUUCGCUCCCCUCCUCACGCCCUCCCCUUCGCUCCCCUCCUCACGCCCUCCCCUUCGCUCCCCUCCUCACGCCCUCCCCUUCGCUCCCCUCCUCACGCCCUCCCCUUCGCUCCCCUCCUCACGCCCUCCCCUUCGCUCCCCUCCUCACGCCCUCCCCUUCGCUCCCCUCCUCACGCCCUCCCCUUCGCUCCCCUCCUCACGCCCUCCCCUUCGCUCCCCUCCUCACGCCCUCCCCUUCGCUCCCCUCCUCACGCCCUCCCCUUCGCUCCCCUCCUCACGCCCUCCCCUUCGCUCCCCUCCUCACGCCCUCCCCUUCGCUCCCCUCCUCACGCCCUCCCCUUCGCUCCCCUCCUCACGCCCUCCCCUUCGCUCCCCUCCUCACGCCCUCCCCUUCGCUCCCCUCCUCACGCCCUCCCCUUCGCUCCCCUCCUCACGCCCUCCCCUUCGCUCCCCUCCUCACGCCCUCCCCUUCGCUCCCCUCCUCACGCCCUCCCCUUCGCUCCCCUCCUCACGCCCUCCCCUUCGCUCCCCUCCUCACGCCCUCCCCUUCGCUCCCCUUCGCUCCCCUCCUCACGCCCUCCCCUUCGCUCCCCUCCUCACGCCCUCCCCUUCGCUCCCCUCCUCACGCCCUCCCCUUCGCUCCCCUCCUCACGCCCUCCCCUUCGCUCCCCUCCUCACGCCCUCCCCUUCGCUCCCCUCCUCACGCCCUCCCCUUCGCUCCCCUCCUCACGCCCUCCCCUUCGCUCCCCUCCUCACGCCCUCCCCUUCGCUCCCCUCCUCACGCCCUCCCCUUCGCUCCCCUCCUCACGCCCUCCCCUUCGCUCCCCUCCUCACGCCCUCCCCUUCGCUCCCCUCCUCACGCCCUCCCCUUCGCUCCCCUCCUCACGCCCUCCCCUUCGCUCCCCUCCUCACGCCCUCCCCUUCGCUCCCCUCCUCACGCCCUCCCCUUCGCUCCCCUCCUCACGCCCUCCCCUUCGCUCCCCUCCUCACGCCCUCCCAUUCGCUCCCCUCCUCACGCCCUCCCCUUCGCUCCCCUCCUCACGCCCUCCCCUUCGCUCCCCUCCUCACGCCCUCCCCUUCGCUCCCCUCCUCACGCCCUCCCCUUCGCUCCCCUCCUCACGCCCUCCCCUUCGCUCCCCUCCUCACGCCCUCCCCUUCGCUCCCCUCCUCACGCCCUCCCCUUCGCUCCCCUCCUCACGCCCUCCCCUUCGCUCCCCUCCUCACGCCCUCCCCUUCGCUCCCCUCCUCACGCCCUCCCCUUCGCUCCCCUCCUCACGCUCUCCCCUUCGCUCCCCUCCUCACGCCCUCCCCUUCGCUCCCCUCCUCACGCCCUCCCCUUCGCUCCCCUCCUCACGCCCUCCCCUUCGCUCCCCUCCUCACGCCCUCCCCUUCGCUCCCCUCCUCACGCCCUCCCCUUCGCUCCCCUCCUCACGCCCUCCCCUUCGCUCCCCUCCUCACGCCCUCCCCUUCGCUCCCCUCCUCACGCCCUCCCCUUCGCUCCCCUCCUCACGCCCUCCCCUUCGCUCCCCUCCUCACGCCCUCCCCUUCGCUCCCCUCCUCACACCCUCCCCUUCGCUCCCCUCCUCACGCCCUCCCCUUCGCUCCCCUCCUCACGCCCUCCCCUUCGCUCCCCUCCUCACGCCCUCCCCUUCGCCCCCCUCCUCACGCCCUCCCCUUCGCUCCCCUCCUCACGCCCUCCCCUUCGCUCCCCUCCUCACGCCCUCCCCUUCGCUCCCCUCCUCACGCCCUCCCCUUCGCUCCCCUCCUCACGCCCUCCCCUUCGCUCCCCUCCUCACGCCCUCCCCUUCGCUCCCCUCCUCACGCCCUCCCCUUCGCUCCCCUCCUCACGCCCUCCCCUUCGCUCCCCUCCUCACGCCCUCCCCUUCGCUCCCCUCCUCACACCCUCCCCUUCGCUCCCCUCCUCACGCCCUCCCCUUCGCUCCCCUCCUCACGCCCUCCCCUUCGCUCCCCUCCUCACGCCCUCCCCUUCGCUCCCCUCCUCACGCCCUCCCCUUCGCUCCCCUCCUCACGCCCUCCCCUUCGCUCCCCUCCUCACGCCCUCCCCUUCGCUCCCCUCCUCACGCCCUCCCCUUCGCUCCCCUCCUCACGCCCUCCCCUUCGCUCCCCUCCUCACGCCCUCCCCUUCGCUCCCCUCCUCACGCCCUCCCCUUCGCUCCCCUCCUCACGCCCUCCCCUUCGCUCCCCUCCUCACGCCCUCCCCUUCGCUCCCCUCCUCACGCCCUCCCCUUCGCUCCCCUCCUCACGCCCUCCCCUUCGCUCCCCUCCUCACGCCCUCCCCUUCGCUCCCCUCCUCACGCCCUCCCCUUCGCUCCCCUCCUCACGCCCUCCCCUUCGCUCCCCUCCUCACGCCCUCCCCUUCGCUCCCCUCCUCACGCCCUCCCCUUCGCUCCCCUCCUCACGCCCUCCCCUUCGCUCCCCUCCUCACGCCCUCCCCUUCGCUCCCCUCCUCACGCCCUCCCCUUCGCUCCCCUCCUCACGCCCUCCCCUUCGCUCCCCUCCUCACGCCCUCCCCUUCGCUCCCCUCCUCACGCCCUCCCCUUCGCUCCCCUCCUCACGCCCUCCCCUUCGCUCCCCUCCUCACGCCCUCCCCUUCGCUCCCCUCCUCACGCCCUCCCCUUCGCUCCCCUCCUCACGCCCUCCCCUUCGCUCCCCUCCUCACGCCCUCCCCUUCGCUCCCCUCCUCACGCCCUCCCCUUCGCUCCCCUCCUCACGCCCUCCCCUUCGCUCCCCUCCUCACGCCCUCCCCUUCGCUCCCCUCCUCACGCCCUCCCCUUCGCUCCCCUCCUCACGCCCUCCCCUUCGCUCCCCUCCUCACGCCCUCCCCUUCGCUCCCCUCCUCACGCCCUCCCCUUCGCUCCCCUCCUCACGCCCUCCCCUUCGCUCCCCUCCUCACGCCCUCCCCUUCGCUCCCCUCCUCACGCUCCUCCCCUUCGCUCCCCUCCUCACGCCCUCCCCUUCGCUCCCCUCCUCACGCCCUCCCCUUCGCUCCCCUCCUCACGCCCUCCCCUUCGCUCCCCUCCUCACGCCCUCCCCUUCGCUCCCCUCCUCACGCCCUCCCCUUCGCUCCCCUCCUCACGCCCUCCCCUUCGCUCCCCUCCUCACUCCCUCCCCUUCGCUCCCCUCCUCACGCCCUCCCCUUCGCUCCCCUCCUCAUGCCCUCCCCUUCGCUCCCCUCCUCACGCCCUCCCCUUCGCUCCCCUCCUCACGCCCUCCCCUUCGCUCCCCUCCUCACGCCCUCCCCUUCGCUCCCCUCCUCACGCCCUCCCCUUCGCUCCCCUCCUCACGCCCUCCCCUUCGCUCCCCUCCUCACGCCCUCCCCUUCGCUCCCCUCCUCACGCCCUCCCCUUCGCUCCCCUCCUCACGCCCUCCCCUUCGCUCCCCUCCUCACGCCCUCCCCUUCGCUCCCCUCCUCACGCCCUCCCCUUCGCUCCCCUCCUCACGCCCUCCCCUUCGCUCCCCUCCUCACGCCCUCCCCUUCGCUCCCCUCCUCACGCCCUCCCCUUCGCUCCCCUCCUCACGCCCUCCCCUUCGCUCCCCUCCUCACGCCCUCCCCUUCGCUCCCCUCCUCACGCCCUCCCCUUCGCUCCCCUCCUCAUGCCCUCCCCUUCGCUCCCCUCCUCACGCCCUCCCCUUCGCUCCCCUCCUCACGCCCUCCCCUUCGCUCCCCUCCUCACGCCCUCCCCUUCGCUCCCCUCCUCACGCCCUCCCCUUCGCUCCCCUCCUCACGCCCUCCCCUUCGCUCCCCUCCUCACGCCCUCCCCUUCGCUCCCCUCCUCACGCCCUCCCCUUCGCUCCCCUCCUCACGCCCUCCCCUUCGCUCCCCUCCUCACGCCCUCCCCUUCGCUCCCCUCCUCACGCCCUCCCCUUCGCUCCCCUCCUCACGCCCUCCCCUUCGCUCCCCUCCUCACGCCCUCCCCUUCGCUCCCCUCCUCACGCCCUCCCCUUCGCUCCCCUCCUCACGCCCUCCCCUUCGCUCCCCUCCUCACGCCCUCCCCUUCGCUCCCCUCCUCACGCCCUCCCCUUCGCUCCCCUCCUCACGCCCUCCCCUUCGCUCCCCUCCUCACGCCCUCCCCUUCGCUCCCCUCCUCACGCCCUCCCCUUCGCUCCCCUCCUCAUGCCCUCCCCUUCGCUCCCCUCCUCACGCCCUCCCCUUCGCUCCCCUCCUCACGCCCUCCCCUUCGCUCCCCUCCUCACGCCCUCCCCUUCGCUCCCCUCCUCACGCCCUCCCCUUCGCUCCCCUCCUCACGCCCUCCCCUUCGCUCCCCUCCUCACGCCCUCCCCUUCGCUCCCCUCCUCACGCCCUCCCCUUCGCUCCCCUCCUCACGCCCUCCCCUUCGCUCCCCUCCUCACGCCCUCCCCUUCGCUCCCCUCCUCACGCCCUCCCCUUCGCUCCCCUCCUCACGCCCUCCCCUUCGCUCCCCUCCUCACGCCCUCCCCUUCGCUCCCCUCCUCACGCCCUCCCCUUCGCUCCCCUCCUCACGCCCUCCCCUUCGCUCCCCUCCUCACGCCCUCCCCUUCGCUCCCCUCCUCACGCCCUCCCCUUCGCUCCCCUCCUCACGCCCUCCCCUUCGCUCCCCUCCUCACGCCCUCCCCUUCGCUCCCCUCCUCACGCCCUCCCCUUCGCUCCCCUCCUCACGCCCUCCCCUUCGCUCCCCUCCUCACGCCCUCCCCUUCGCUCCCCUCCUCACGCCCUCCCCUUCGCUCCCCUCCUCACGCCCUCCCCUUCGCUCCCCUCCUCACGCCCUCCCCUUCGCUCCCCUCCUCACGCCCUCCCCUUCGCUCCCCUCCUCACGCCCUCCCCUUCGCUCCCCUCCUCACGCCCUCCCCUUCGCUCCCCUCCUCACGCCCUCCCCUUCGCUCCCCUCCUCACGCCCUCCCCUUCGCUCCCCUCCUCACGCCCUCCCCUUCGCUCCCCUCCUCACGCCCUCCCCUUCGCUCCCCGUCCUCACGCCCUCCCCUUCGCUCCCCUCCUCACGCCCUCCCCUUCGCUCCCCUCCUCACGCCCUCCCCUUCGCUCCCCUCCUCACGCCCUCCCCUUCGCUCCCCUCCUCACGCCCUCCCCUUCGCUCCCCUCCUCACGCCCUCCCCUUCGCUCCCCUCCUCACGCCCUCCCCUUCGCUCCCCUCCUCACGCCCUCCCCUUCGCUCCCCUCCUCACGCCCUCCCCUUCGCUCCCCUCCUCACGCCCUCCCCUUCGCUCCCCUCCUCACGCCCUCCCCUUCGCUCCCCUCCUCACGCCCUCCCCUUCGCUCCCCUCCUCACGCCCUCCCCUUCGCUCCCCUCCUCACGCCCUCCCCUUCGCUCCCCUCCUCACGCCCUCCCCUUCGCUCCCCUCCUCACGCCCUCCCCUUCGCUCCCCUCCUCACGCCCUCCCCUUCGCUCCCCUCCUCACGCCCUCCCCUUCGCUCCCCUCCUCACGCCCUCCCCUUCGCUCCCCUCCUCACGCCCUCCCCUUCGCUCCCCUCCUCACGCCCUCCCCUUCGCUCCCCUCCUCACGCCCUCCCCUUCGCUCCCCUCCUCACGCUCUCCCCUUCGCUACGCCCCUGUUCUCCUUCCCCAUCCUUUCUCCCUCCUUUCCCCCUCCGUUCUCCCUUCUCCUCCGUUCUCCUGCCUUUCUCCUCCUCCCUCCCUCCCUUUCACCUAUGCCUACGCCCUUCUCUCAAACGGUCCGUGUAUUGA
Molecule: messenger RNA, 5805 nt
Organism: Closterium sp. Naga37s-1
Lineage: Eukaryota; Viridiplantae; Streptophyta; Zygnematophyceae; Desmidiales; Closteriaceae
Source: the annotation of a GenBank genome assembly